AUGCCAGAGGGGUCAGGGGAGUCGCCGGCGGGCACCAGCUCCCCCAGCAUGAGCAACUUGGAGCCUCACGAGCUGCCGCACUGGGAGGAGGUUCAGCUCAACCUCGUCUCUGCGCGGGACUACUUCGCUAAUCAGCUUUACUCGCAACUCGCUCAUGUCCCGGCGACCAUGAUGUGCAGGAGGUUCUUCUUGAGAGACUCCAACGACAUAGCGGCCCUGCAACAUGUGAACAGCACGGAGUACAGGACAAACCUGCGCAAGAGGUUCUCGAUCCAUUCUCUCAGUGGUAUCGAUCAAAAGCAGAAGCAAUACAGCAAGGGCCACUACUUCGAAUUAGACCUGUAUGUCAAAGUACGAGAUGGGCCGGUUCAUCUGGACAGCAUCUUCAAUCGUGUCGUGGACUUGAAUGACAGUGAGAGCAUCGUCUGCCUCAGCAAUGAAGAUGGUCAGGCUACGACAUCCGCCGCCGAAUGCCUCAGCGACAUACGUCUUGAGCGAGGGGAGUGUUUCCACUUCGAGAUAACUGAAAGCCCGAGCUGUAUACUUGAAAAGAUGUAUCAGCUGGAUCGAGCAUAUGCCCUUCGGAAUCGGAUUCACAAGACCAACGUCGUGAUCAAGGCAAUGGGAGUGUUUGUCAACGGGAACAAAGAAAUCUUCAAGAGAAACUCGGUAAAUAUAUUGGCAAGAUGGAGAGAACACAAAGAAGCGAUACUCAUCGGGAAAUCAGGAGUACCAAUCUUUCUCAUCUACACCCCAUGCAGAAAUCUCUUCAGCUCGAUGGACCAGGUGCAGGAAAGCAACAAUAGCAGGUUUGACAAGGUUGAGGCGAGCAUCUCACAGGUUCAGACGAGUCUUGUGCAUCUAGAGGACAGAUUUUGCGAGGUGCAGGAAAGCAACAAUAGCAGGUUUGACAAGGUUGAGGCGAGUAUCGACAAGGUAGUGGCGAGCAUCUCACAGGUUCAGAAGAGUCUUUGGAGCUUUAUGGCAAUUAGCAUGGCGGCUCUUUUUGUCUCGAGGAUCCCAGGGUUCAAGUUGCCUGGGCAGCCGCUGGGAAGCGGGUCGCCAGGGGUGGGAUGA
Messenger RNA from Guillardia theta CCMP2712, 1077 nucleotides. RefSeq lists its product as hypothetical. Bases 1 to 1077 code for a protein of 358 amino acids. The record is from RefSeq and is a predicted model, not a curated record. The transcript has 7 exons. NCBI's taxonomy places the organism in Eukaryota, Cryptophyceae, Pyrenomonadales, Geminigeraceae.